Musca domestica (house fly) is the source of this 3043-nucleotide messenger RNA. It is a transcript of the gene Ythdf, whose product is annotated as YTH domain-containing family protein. Gene Ontology annotation, cellular component: cytoplasm. Gene Ontology annotation, biological process: mRNA destabilization. The coding region runs from base 183 to 2375 and encodes 730 amino acids. The record is from RefSeq and is a predicted model, not a curated record. The transcript is spliced from 10 exons. Lineage: Eukaryota; Metazoa; Arthropoda; Insecta; Diptera; Muscidae. Gene Ontology annotation, molecular function: N6-methyladenosine-containing RNA reader activity; mRNA binding.
GGCAAUACUUAAAUGUGUGACAAAAAGCAAAAUGGUUGUUCUUUAUGGUGGAGGCAUAUAAUAUAAAGAAAUAUAAUUGAAAAAUACCAUAUAUACGGUUAUUGUGAAUAUUAGAAGAUAUAUGCAAUUUACAAUAAUAAUUGUUUGUGUUGGUAAAAAAAAGUUCACUAAUUUUACAUCAAAUGUCAUCAGGCGUGUCAGAUCAGAUGAAAGUUCCCGGAAAUACAGCGAAAAGUGUUGACGAUCGAAGUGUACCAUGGAGCCAACGUGAAGAAGAAUCAUCUGCAUAUGAAAAUCUUGCAUCCCCGACAAACGAAGAUAGCUCUUCAGUUUCCAAUCAGAGUUCUUCAAUGAAGUUUCAAUAUCCACCAUUCAAUGCAAAAGAGGCUCAACCUUCCCAGAAUAACUAUAAAUCUCGCAAAUCUUCGGCUCCCUCUUCAUCUUCUAACUACGAUUCAAACAAAAAAUAUAACAAACCAUCUUAUAACAAUAAAAGGGACGAUUAUCAACAAUCGGCUUGGGGCUCUUCUAACACUAGAAGAGUGUCCGGCGAUAUUUCAUUUGGAAACUAUCACAAGGGCAAUCGUUAUGACGAGAACAAACAAGACAAUUAUGGGAGCGAAAAGUUGGACAAUAAAAGUACUGCCGUUUAUUCCUCAGAAGAGAAGAAAAACUCCUCUUCGUUAUCGGCACCCAAAAAAACAACGUGGGCUUCGAUAGCCUCUCAACCAGCAAAAUUGACAUCGAGGACUACACUUGCAACUUCCAGUCAUAAAAAGAAAGGACCUGGUAUGCCUCCACCUCCUAUGGUUCCAGGUAAACAUAAUUUGGACGUGAAUAUUUGGGAUAUUCCAAACAAUAAUCCACCACCAGUGCCGUCACCACCACCCCCAAUUGACUUGGGCGCUAGUGACCUUAACUCCGAUUUUUCCCCCGGACUUGGUUCGGAUUUUGACAUCACUUCACGAUCUGAAAACAGUGGCCCACACAGAGCUGCCGAUAAUAAUAAGGAUGACAACAAGGGAAAUUAUAACAAUUUUGGUCGGUUGAGAAAUUCACCUAACGGGCAUUCGCGAAAAAAUUGGUCUACUCAGCACCCAAUGCAUCAUCACCAGAACACAAGGCAGUUAGGAAAUGCACGUCAUUCUGAUGGAAGGUUAGGAGGUAGUGGCAGCCAAGGAAGAGGAGGCAAUGACAAUUCCGGAAUGAGUAGUCCUGGUUACGGUCGAUAUGGAGAUCGAAGACAGCAACCUGGAUCAAUUCGCCGUGAUCACGAAAGCGGAUCUACAGAUUUCCUCGAAGACAACUCGCCAAAAACUGCUGACGCAAAUGACGGACCUGUUGAAUCACCACAGGCAGUAUUGGAAGAAUUACGGGACAAAAAUAACUACAAUCCAGUUGAGUUAGACUUAGAAAAUGCUACUUUUGCUAGAUUUUUCGUCAUCAAGUCGUACUCCGAAGAUGAUAUUCAUCGAAGCAUAAAGUAUGAAAUAUGGUGUUCAACAGAUCACGGCAAUAAGAGACUUGAUGAUGCCUUCAAAGAGCGCCAUAAGGAAAACGGAAAUAUCCUAUUGUUCUUCUCGGUAAAUGGUUCGGGCCACUUUUGUGGUAUGGCUCAAAUGAUGACUCCCGUCGAUUACAAUUCAACUUCUAGUGUAUGGUCUCAGGACAAGUGGAAGGGUAAAUUUAAAGUCAAGUGGAUUUAUGUAAAAGACGUGCCGAACAAUGCCUUGCGCCACAUAACAUUGGAAAAUAAUGAAAAUAAGCCUGUAACCAAUUCCCGUGACACCCAGGAAGUGCCCCAUGCCAAGGGAAUAGAAGUUUUACAAAUUCUCCAUUCCUAUCAACAUGUAACGUCUAUAUUCGAUGAUUUCUAUCAUUAUGAGAAGAAGCAAGAAGAAGAGGUGUCAUCAAAGAAACCGUUAGGCGGAUAUGAUGGUCCCCCAUCCAGACCUCAUUACAACUCACGCCAAAAUGAAGAUCGUGAAGGGCGUGGUGGAAGUAGUGGUUUACCACCAAAAUAUUAUGGUGGCUCUUCUUACCGUGAUAGAAAUAACUCUUAUCGUGGAGGAACUUAUAACUCAUAUAACGAUCAUCGUCGAUUCGAUAGUCAUCGAAGUGGAGAUCGUGGCGAUUUUAAAGAUGUUGAUGCUGACAGGGAGAACAAUGAAUAUAAUUCCAGUAGAAAUAUAUCAAAAUAUGAAUACAACAGAAGAGAUGAUCGAAUGUCGUCUAAACAUAACAGUAGAGAGUGGGAGAUUCCGGAAGAACAAUAUUUUAAACCCGAAUCAUCUCGAGUUCGCUCUGGACCAAGAGAAAUUCAAAAAGACAACGAAUAUUCGAACACUGAUCGUGUUCGUAGCAGUGACUACUGAUCAAGUGAAAGCCUAGAGAUUAUCUAGAAGAUAACGAUGACCCGUAAUUAAGUUUUAAUACGAUUAUUUAUGGCAUUAUUAAAUUGUGCGUAUAAAUCAUAAAUUAAAGAGCCGAUUUAUCUAAUGCAUUAAAAAUAUGCUGCAUUCUUCAAUUUCAACUAAACACCAACACGAUGAUAGAGAUGGCGAUUAAUAGGUGGAUAUGCAAUAACAUAUACCCUUUUAUUUAUUAAUAUAUGUAACACGCCGUUUUUUACUCGUAAUAAAAUUCAAUUACAGCUGUAAAAGCAUUCACAUAAUAAAAGGCAAAUAAAUUAUGUAAUAAUUAAUACAAAACUUAUCGAUACAUUAUUACAGAAGGAAUUAAAUCUUAUAAUAUUUUUACGUAAUUAUUUAUUAGUAUGUAAUUAUAUUUCAAUUGACAUUUGAUGUUUCGAUCAUUACCCAACAAUGAAGAUUUGCUAUAGAAGUUAUCAUUGUAGCUGCACUGUUAUAAAAGUUAGAAAAUCAUCAUAAGACAUACUAAACAGAUCGAAUAGAAUCAAUAGCAUGUAACAAAUUCAUCAAGUAUUUGUGUGUACACGUCUAAUUAUGUAUAUUAUUAUCAUGAAGUAAAUUUUCAUCUAAUAUAUCUAAACGAAAUAUAAAAUAAAUACAUAUAAAACCCA